This is a messenger RNA of Selaginella moellendorffii, 3140 nucleotides long. RefSeq lists its product as uncharacterized. Bases 142 to 2970 code for a protein of 942 amino acids. The transcript has 11 exons. NCBI's taxonomy places the organism in Eukaryota, Viridiplantae, Streptophyta, Lycopodiopsida, Selaginellales, Selaginellaceae. The record is from RefSeq and is a predicted model, not a curated record.
UACAGUUCCUAGGGUUUGUGCAGGGGUUUGAGAGAGGAGCUCUCGAUCGACCAAGGCGCUGGCUUAGAUCCGAUGUGUUUGUAGCUCGCUCGAGCUCCCGUUUCCUCUUUCCACCCGAUUCCUCCUCUUCCUUUCCGAAAUAUGGCGGUAGCUCUCCCCGGAUUACCUUCCUUGCUGCCGGCGAAAUUGUAUCUAGGAUGCCAGCACCAGCAUGCAACAUCGCUAUCCGCGAAUCCAUCCAGGAGAUGCACUAGGCUACCUUGCAUUUACUGCUGUGCGCAGUCCAGCGGCGACGAUGGGCCGAGCACCUCUUCUUCUUCGUGGGCACAGGAGCCAGGGAAGGAUUCCUAUGCCGGAUGGUCUUUUCUGGAUAAUGGCAAGCGAAAGAAGCUUUCAGGAUUUUUGCAAGUAGGAGCAGGCGUUGCUCUCGCCGUUGGUUUUGCGUUGGUGUCCAAUGCGUGUUGGAAGAGAGGUGUAGGAAGCAAGGUGGAUCUUGUACCACCACCCCCGGCUUACGAGGAAACAUAUGUGACAGAAUCGACUAAGGUCAAGGAGGCUGGGGCUGCUCAGGAAGUCGAGGAUGAGGAGGAAAGCCCAGUGGAUGUCCAAUCGACUGAGAAUGCGGAGGAGGAAGAGGAGCAAGAGGUUGCCGCGGAUGCUCCUGUGGCUACUCCGCAUCAACCCGAUACAACCACAGGUCAGGUUUCUUUUCCAAGUGACACGAUUGAAGAUAGUGAGGCUGGGGUGGUCAGUUCUCCUGCAUCUGGUGGUGCUGCUUCAACCUUUGGUUACGAGAAUACCGGCGAAGAGCUAUCCCGUACUGACACAGAGUCUGGAGAGGAUUUGUCAACCCCUGCUACUGACUUAGCCGUCGAUUCAGUCUCCGAUGAUCUGAAGUCUCCCGACUCAGAUGCCACACCCGAGUCGAGUGCCGGAACAGCCGAUUCCACGUACUCAGUCGAGAGUAGCAGUCCUGAAGAACCAGAGAGCGUUUCCAGUGAGUCGUCUGCCCCGGUUGCCUUGCCGUCCGAGGACGAAGUCGUCGUAGCAUCGGAGAAGCCCGACGUCUUGUUGGCCUCUGUGGAUCUAACCGAGGACUCUAACACUGCUGUUCAUGGUGCCGAGGUACCGUUACCUCAGGAGUCAGACAGGGAGGUUGAGCUGGUUGAGUCGGUGACUGCGUCUCCCGGUUUGAGUGUGAGUGAGCAGGAUGAGCCUUUCUCUUCCUCCGAGGUUGGAGCAACACCCGUGGAGAAUGCAGCUGAUAUGGUUUUAUCCCAGGAGGAUGAAAUCAGUAGGAUCACGUCUUCGCUAGAUAAAGUUUCCCCUUCAUCGGAGUCUGAAUUUUGGCAAAUUGUCAUACCUGCUCCAUCUGCGCCUUCUGCAUUGCCAUCAGGACGUGUAUUGAUCGCACCUGUCGUAGAUCAUGGCCAAGAACAGGCCCUCUCUGCGCUACAAUCUCUUAAGGUUGUGGAGCCAGGAGUUGGAGCGUCUACUAUCUGUACCCGAAGAGAGUACGCUCGCUGGCUUGUUGCUGCAAAUCGAACCUUGGCAAGAAAUACGGGUGCUAAAGUCUCUCCUGCAAUGUAUAUCGAAAAAGUUACAGAAGCUGCGUUCGACGAUGUUUCGCCUGAGGAUCCGGAUUUUCCAUUCAUACAAGGCCUGGCGGAGGCAGGGCUUAUUUUCAGUAAGCUAUCACGGGGUCCAGAUAGUGAUGGCCCGAUCCAUUUUCUUCCUGACCGUCCAUUGUCACGUCAAGAUCUUAUAAGCUGGAAGUUUGCCGUGGAAAAUCAUAGUCUUCCGGUCGCAAAUCGAAAUAAAUUGCAAGAAAGGUUCAUCGACAUUGAUAACAUUCAUACGGAUGUUUGGCCUGCUAUUGCAGCGGAUGUUGCUGCGGGCGACCGAAGCAUUAUAUCGUCUGCAUUCGGAUACACGAGGCUGUUUCAACCACAUAAACCCGUUACUACGGGCCAGGCAGCGGUUGCACUGUCAUCUGGUGAGGCAUCAGAGCAUAUCGGCGAGGAGCUUGAGCGUCUAGAAGCUGAAAGACAUGCGGAAAAGGCGGUGGCUGCUGAGAUAGCACUAGAGGCUCGUGCACAGAAAGAAGCGAAUGCUGUUUUUCGUGAAGAAUUGGAUCGACAGAGGCAGUUGACGGUCGAAGCUGAGGCAGUGGCCGAGAGAUUGAGGGAAGAGCUGGAGAAGCUGAAAAGUGAAAGAGAAGAAGAAAAGUACGGCGUAAUGAAGGAAAGAGCCUCGUUGGACGCUGCAAAGGAAGCUCUGUCUCGAGCACGGCUUGAGGUUGAUGACCUUCUGCAAGGGUUGUCUUCGGAAAAAGUAAAGGUGGUGUUUGAGCGGGACAGAAUGGAGAAGCUUCUGGCCGAGAUUGAAGAAGAGCGGGAUACGCUGGAGAAUGUGAAGUCGGAGACCCAAGUAGAAAAGAAAGCUCUCGUCCUUGCAAGAACUUGGGCCGAGGAAGAAGCAAAGAAGGCAAUGGCUCACGCUAAAGUUCUAGAGGAAGCGCGAAAGAGAUGGGAGUCUCAAGGGAUUGAGGUCCACGUUGACAAGGAUCUGGACGACAGCAACAUCCCGGUCCCAAGCUGGCAGUUCGAGAAGCUCGAGCUCCAGGACACGUCGCAGCAGGCAAAACCUCCAAUGCACGGCAUCCUGGUGAAAGCCGACGAGUUCAAAGGGAGGAGCUUGCAGUUCCUGAGAGAAGCGAUGCAAACUUCCAACCAGAGGCUGAGCGUGGCGCAGCAGAGGAUGCUGGAGUCCAUGGAAAAGAUCGCGAGGAAGGCCGGAGAAGUCCGAGAUAACACUUUCUUCGUGGUGAGGAAACGCGCCGGCGAGGCUCAGAGCGCUGCUGCGUCGAUGGCGUCCGAGAUCUCGGCGCUGGUAGCCAAGAACACGAACAAGCUCGCGGAUGGUUGCAAGGGAAGCGCUGAGAAGCUCGCUCAGAUCUUCAAGCCCUGAAGAAGCCACAAGAACGCGCGAAGAAGAAACCGAAGUUUUGAAAGAAAUAAGUGUUUGACGGCCCGGAUGUGGCACUGGAGCCAACGGCUGGGAUCGGCCCCUUGUUGAGCUAAACUUCCUCUUCAAGGUUUUGAAAAACCCUAAAUCUCGAAGGCGCGAAUUCUAUGGCC